GCGUGGUUUCCAAGACCGACCUGUUUGUGUGUGUAUGUGUGUGUGUGUUUCCUCACCCGCGUUGAAGAAAUUACGGCAAGUUUCGGUGCGCGGAUGCCACGAGAGACUGUGAGAAAUCAAGCAGUAGAGUGCAAUUCCGGCAUUGAAACGCUGUUGCAGAGAAUAGACGAGAGAUGAGUGCGAUGUGGAGGGUAGAGUAGAGCGACGAGUCGUGGUGGAGCUUGAGCGACGCCAUGGAUGAAGACGGGCACACGUCGGUGGUGCUACAUGCCGACCUCGAUUGCUUCUACGCCGCGGUAGAGCAAGUGAGGCUGGGGAUACCCACGGAGCAGCCGCUUGCAGUGCAACAGUGGGACGGACUGAUCGCUGUUAAUUAUGCUGCAAGGGCGGUAGGCAUUGUCCGGCAUGAGCGAGUGUCGGAGGCUCUUCGCAAGUGUCCAGAUUUGCACCUUGUACACGUGGAAACCAUUGGCGGGGAUAAACCCGGCACUCCAGAAUCACUUGGCCCUCGCGGUAAUGCUAAAGCUUCGCUCGAGCGCUACCGUCAGGCAUCAGCUAAAGUGUUCAACAUCUUCCGUCGAUAUUCCAAGCUAUGUGAGCGGGCAAGUAUUGACGAAGCCUACCUUGAUGUAUCGGAACAGGUUGAGGAAAUGCUAGAGAAGGACAUGGAUUGGGAAAGCGAGCUGCACAGGCUUCUUGAGCCAACUGGAUCUGAAACUACCUCGAAAGGGGUUCCUGUCAUGCUGAUUGAAGGCGGUUCUUUAGCUAUUUACAAUGCUUACGACCGCAGGUUAUUAGCAGGCAGUAUAAUUGCUGACCGAAUGCGAGCUUCUGUACGGAACGAGCUUGGUUACACAAUUUCUGUGGGCAUUGCUUCGAACAAACUGCUGGCUAAGAUUGCCUCUGCGAAGAACAAACCAGACCGGCAAACACUGAUUCCACCGAGGGCUGUUCCUGGCCUCAUGAAGGCCCUUCCGUUGAAAAAAAUAAAACUUCUGGGUGGCAAGCUUGGCGAGGAGAUGACGAAGAAGUGGGGCUGCACAACAGCUGGCGAGGCUCAGCAGAUUCCACAUGCAGCGCUAGUGGCUUGCUUUGGCGACCGUCUCGGCACAUAUGCAUGGAAAGCAGUCCAGGGACUCAAAGCCGAGCAAGUGCAAGUCAAGGAUCUGGUGAAGUCCAUGCUGGCGUCUAAAAGCUUUGGUGCCAUAAAUGAACUAGCGGGCAUCAGGAGAUGGCUGUCGGUACUCUCCCACGACCUUGCAAUUAGGAUGAGUCGCGAUUUCGAAAUGAACCAAAGACAACCCAAAGUGUUUCAGCUCUACUAUCGGUCUGGAAAGUUCAAGAAUUCUGCGGAUCAUUCCAGAUCAGCACCCAUGCCCAGAAGUGUGUUGCAAGUUCUCACAUCACCUGCAUACUCGGACACAGAUGGGGACGCAGAAUUGUCAGCAGAUGCUGGAGGUGAAGCUGAAGUUGAGGUCCAGGGUGACUUGAGUGAGUUAAGAGAUGACCCUACAGCUGAUAAUGUGUUAGAUGUUGGCGCACAAGGUGGGGUUUCAGAAAGGACUAGGGCUUUGGCUAAGGUUCUUGAAGAUACAUCUUUCCGGGUGGUUGAAUCAAUUGACGAUUUGUUUCCGUGCACACGGAUAGCUAUUGCUGCAAGUGGUUUCCAGGAGCUCCCUAGUCAGGGGACAAAGUCUAUACAUCAUUUUUUCACGAGCAGCACAGGGUGCUCAACCGCGCACCAACAAAAUGAAUCCAUGGCACGGCAAAGUACGAACAUCUCUCCAUCCAAAAAGUCUACAGAAAAGCCCAAAGGUAUUCUGAAGUAUCUGGGUUCCAAUACAGCUUUACCUACAACUCCACAUAACGAGUCUGAAUUAGCGCCAAGCAUCAUGGGUGAAACGCCAGCUAAAACGACCGAGGAUGUUUCUCCAUCCAAAAGACCUGUGGAAAAACGCAAAGGUACUCUCAAGUACAUGGGCUCCGACUGUUCCUUGCCUACAGUUGCACAUGAUGAACAGGAGCUCCGUCUUUCGACGAGUGAGGCUUCCCACCUCCACGCUGAUUCGAAUGACGAUGUCACGACGCUUUGUAAUCCACAUCAGGAUCUUGUUGAAGGUAUUGAUCUUGAGACGGUUGACGUUGAAGAACAGCGGCACAUUUUAGAAGGGAUAUAUCGAUCCAGGCAGAGUCAGAGUGCAGGCUCGUCGUUGCAACCGACGAAGAAGGGUCGUAAACAGAAACAGCCCGACGGUUCCAGUAAGCGGGCGAGAGAACAAGUCAGUGUCUCUCAACCCAAGCAGCCGGGCAUAGGCACAUAUUUCCGAGCCUGUGACAAGGCGUAGGGAUUAACAUCAGCUACUGUAGUACAUUUUAAGUAGAAUCGCUUCCGACGAGUUUCACAGCAAAGUGAAGUACUUUGAGGGUUAGAGGCUUUGGGCCCUCGCAGGUAGUUAAAUUUGAACUUUUUUCCAUUUUGGAGGGGGACCUGGCACAGUAGAGUGACAUACUGCAAAUCCAACAUGAAUUCUCGCGAGAAGGACCAGUUUAAGUGCGGUCUAGAAUAGAGCUUCACACCUGAUAACAAGCACUGUUGUAUCAAAUAACUAAAUAAUAAUGCUUGAAACAACUUCUGGGCUUGUUUUAGCAGCAUAGACGAUCAUGAGAAGGUAGGAGGGAUGGAAAGUACCGAAUGAGAGGAGUUCUCUGACUCUGAGUGCGAUAACCACCCAAUGAGCGGAGUUCUGUCAAGGAGUCAUUCCUUGAGGUGACUUUAAAGGCAGUGGAAUGGAGAAACCGGCUUCGAUAAAGUUCAAGUGUUGUCGAUUAACGGAGGACUCUUCUCUUGUGCCGCGCAAGACGUGUCUCAAGCUAUGCACGAUGCUUCUAAUACCAGUUAAACCCUCUUAUCAGCAA
Molecule: messenger RNA, 2916 nt
Organism: Physcomitrium patens
Lineage: Eukaryota; Viridiplantae; Streptophyta; Bryopsida; Funariales; Funariaceae
Product: DNA polymerase eta
Biological process (GO): response to radiation; error-prone translesion synthesis
Cellular component (GO): replication fork; site of double-strand break; nucleus
Molecular function (GO): damaged DNA binding; DNA-directed DNA polymerase activity
Source: RefSeq, a predicted model, not a curated record